GUCAAGCAUUCGAAUAUCACCUUUAGAUGGUCAAACCUCAUUAACGUCCAAAAAUAGCAAAGAGACCUAGUUUCAUUCAAAACCAUAAUCCAACCAUAUUUGGCGGGAGAAAUGUUCUCUUCCACCCGUUUUUGAAAUUCAGUUACACCUUUCCUAUUAUAUAACUUCAACUCGCUCCCUUCUUUCCAUCAGGCCUCGUUUGGAAGACAUCCUCCUCCAUCUUUCCAACGACCUCAUACCUAAUAAUCCUCUUAUCUCUCUCUCUCUCUAUUACCUAAUAUCCAAAAAAACCCAGAAGCUCCAAAAUAAAAUAACCAUGAAUUCCUCUUCCUUCUCUCCUAUCUUCAUCUCCUUCCUCCUCCUCCUCUCCUCUGCUACUGCCUUCAACAUCACCAAAAUCCUCGAAGACCAAUCCGACUUCUCCACCUUCAACAGUCUCCUUAGCCAGACCCAUCUGGCAGCCGAAAUCAACAAGCGCCAGACAAUCACCAUACUCGCAGUCGACAAUGGUGCUAUCUCCGCCAUUUCAGGAAGCUCUCCUGAUGUCCAGAAGAACGUCUUGAGCGUCCACGUCAUCCUCGACUACUACGAUAUGCAGAAACUCCAUAAGCUAUCGAAGAAAUCCACGCUCCUCACAACCCUCUUCCAAUCAUCAGGUCUAGCAACCAACCAGCAAGGAUUCAUCAACAUCACAAACGACAAGUCCUCAGGCCAGAUUAGGAUGGGGUCUGCAGUUCCAGGGUCGGGUCUCAAUGCCAAUGUAAUGAAGAAAAUCGCCGCUCAGCCGUACAAUAUCUCAGUAUUACAGGUCAGCAGCAUCAUCUUCCCGACCGGAAUCGAUAACCCUAAUAAUACCCAGCCAAAGACUCCGGCCACUCCGCCUGCACCCACACCCAAGAAGGCGCCAGCACCAUCAAAGGCAUCAGCACCAGCAUCUGAUUCUCCAGCUGAUGCUCCUGAGUCCGAUGGGCCGACGGCUGAAACUCCUGAAGCUGAGACACCAGAAUCUGAUGGCCCAACUUCCGACAGCCCAUCGUCGUCACCACCUCUUCCGGUCAGUGAUGGACCUGAAUCUGAUGCCUCCAGCCCUGACGCUGACGGGCCUUCGGCUGACUCUUCUGAUGGUUCAGUCAUACGUGUUGCAGUUGGUGUUAUCGUGGGGAUGGUUUGCAUGGCUGUUCUGUGAUUUCAUGCACGUUCGAAAUGAGAGAAGAUGAAGAAUUAGAGAAGGAAUGAGAGAGUUUUAUGUGUUUGUAAUCUUGCAUGGGUUUCAGGGGCUUUUUCUAUUGAAUGAUGUGGGAUUGAUGGUAAGCUCCAGUACAAGAGCAUGUUCCUCUUUUUGAAUAUUUGCAAUUUAUAUAUUGCAUUCAAAUAAAAGGAAAAAAAAAUUUU
Messenger RNA from Magnolia sinica, 1392 nucleotides. Its product is annotated as fasciclin-like arabinogalactan protein 14. Gene Ontology annotation, cellular component: plasma membrane. NCBI's taxonomy places the organism in Eukaryota, Viridiplantae, Streptophyta, Magnoliopsida, Magnoliales, Magnoliaceae. The coding region runs from base 317 to 1186 and encodes 289 amino acids. The transcript has a single exon. The record is from RefSeq and is a predicted model, not a curated record.